This is a messenger RNA of Schistosoma turkestanicum, 1209 nucleotides long. NCBI's taxonomy places the organism in Eukaryota, Metazoa, Platyhelminthes, Trematoda, Strigeidida, Schistosomatidae. The record is from the annotation of a GenBank genome assembly.
AUGUAUCUUUUUCUAAAGGCAAAACUAUUUGGUGAAAUCGGUAUUAAAUUACACAUAACCGAUUGUCAACCGAUUACUGAUGGUGUUUACUCAUCUAUGAAUUAUUUCUUAGCACAAGUACGUGAAAAAUUUGAUCAUCAGAUAUUUCGUCAUACUAAUUUGCUAACAUUAAAAUGGUAUUUAGAAGAAGAAAAUAAUGAACUAUUUAGUGGAUUCAUAUUGGAACGAAUUGAGCCUGAUUUAAUACUGAUCGUUUAUCCAGAUAGUAUUGAUCAAAUAGAAGAAUUGAAUUCAGCCAAGUAUCAACUUGAAAAUUGUAUACAAAAAUAUUUUGAUACAGUUGAAACACGUGUAGCGAUUGGAGUAAAUUGUUUUAAAAUUCAACUUUUUAUCAAUGAUAACAAUUUAAAUAAUGCUAUAAAUGAAUGGAAAUCCGCUAUGAUUCCAAUUGCAUACAAUAUAGAAAAUUCAGAAAAAAAUUUUAACAUGAUUCAUUUGGCGAAAUUAGCACAAAAUCAAUUAUUUCAAAAUGAUCUUUGUUUGAUUCAACAAUCCAAUGAAAAAAUGAUUUCAUUAAUACCAGAUUUUCUUGUUUAUUUAAAACAAUUACAAUCAGACGCAACUGUUCAAAAUGAUGAUAAUUUUUCAAAAUUAUUAAUUCAUGGUAUCAAAUGUAUGAAUGAUAUGAAAGAAUUUAAAAUAUAUUUACAAACUAUGAUUGGUAAACCAAUUGAUCCAAAAGGAUUACGUUGUCAAUUGAUCAGUAUGAUUUUACAAAUAUUAAAUGAUCUAAUUGAAUUGAUUAAAAAUAUUUAUCAACAAAUUAUUACACCAUUAUUUCAAAUUACACCAGGAUGUGAAACAUUACAACAAAUUGCUAAAAAGAAAACAAUGAAAAAUUCAUUGAAACAAUUAAUUCAAUUAAUACAAACUGCUCCUCCACCUAGUACUACUACUACUACUACUAGUAGUAGUAGUAGUAGUAAUCGUGAUAAUAAUAAUAAUAAUGAUUAUGAUGUCAAAUCAAUGACUGAUUACUUUGACAUGAUACCGGCUAGUUUGCAGUGUAUUAUUCGAGAUGAGAAUUUUGAAAAAUAUGGUUGGAUGUUAUGUAUUACUAGUAGUUUGUUGAUUAGUUUAAGAAAAAUUGACCUUUAUAUGGAUGAAUAUUUUUUUUCAAUUAAGUUGUAUGACACAAAUUAUGUGUAA